This is a messenger RNA of Amphiprion ocellaris (clown anemonefish), 14717 nucleotides long. RefSeq names its product neural-cadherin. NCBI's taxonomy places the organism in Eukaryota, Metazoa, Chordata, Actinopteri, Pomacentridae. Gene Ontology annotation, molecular function: calcium ion binding. The record is from RefSeq and is a predicted model, not a curated record. Gene Ontology annotation, cellular component: plasma membrane. Gene Ontology annotation, biological process: homophilic cell-cell adhesion. Bases 364 to 9186 code for a protein of 2940 amino acids. The transcript has 35 exons.
CCGGACGCUCCGGAGCAACUUGGCGCAUCAGCAGCAGCAUCAUCUCUGCGAGAAAACAUUUGAACUGAACUGAGACAAAUAUACUCUGAGUUAUAUUUUUACGCGUAACUCUGUUGAUGAGACUGUAUUUUUUUUCCAGAAGCAGUGGAGAAGUAAAGACAUUUUUUUCAUUUAUGGACUUUGAGCUCUUCUUCAUUCAUCAGAACGGAUUUAGCACCUCAAAUUAUUGUUAUUUAGGGGAAUGGUUUAAUAAACUUUCCUUUUAAGCGUAAAUUCCUUUCAAAUUGGAUCACUCUGAGAGACAGAUCCGCUCUUGUGGUUCUGUCUUCUGUCUUUUGCAAGUUUAACGGGUUGGAUGGAAACAUGACCAAAGCUGUAACCAGACCGGUUCUCCUGAACAUCCUCCACCUGCUCCCGCUGCUGCUGCUUCAUGUCUCACCGGUGUGUCUGUCCGCGCAGCCGGGGCAUCCUGCGCGUUACUUCGGCAAAAUAGCCGAGAACUCUCCGGUCGGGACGCCAGUGGAUGGGGUGGUGAUUUCGGUCGGAGCUGCAGGUUGUCACGGUGCGGACUUCAGAGCCAGCCUAAAGGGGGACUACGCGUCGGAUUUUAGACUUGUUCACUAUCGCGGACAUCGGGACACCAGGGGUCAUCUGGGUUUGGUCUCCGCCAAAGCGCUGGACCGGGAAUUUAUAGCGAUGUAUGAGUUGGCCGUGGAGCUGUCGCCAAGGUGUCUGAGGAGACCAGCCGCCAUCCAAGUCGAAGUAUCGGACAGGAACGACAACGUCCCCCGGUUCACCAGCGGGAACAAGACAAUUGAGGUAGAUGAGCUGACUCCUCUCGGAACCGAGCUGGCCCGCUUUGACGCAAAGGACGGUGACGCGGAGAGGAACGGACGUGUCACUUUUUACGCGUCGCCGGAGUCUUACCUGCUCCACGUGGUUCCACAAACUGGGCAGGUGAGGCUAGUCGGGUCCCUGAUUGGGGUCAACCAGGUGACUCUGCGCCUUUACGUGAAGGAUGGCGGGGAUGUAGCGCUGAUAGGUGACCCGGUGUUCCUGCGCGUCGACGUCCGCCGGUCCAACAGAGCGCGGCGGAGGCCGAGAGCUCUGUCCGAGGAGCUGACCUACACGGUGACCGUCCCGGACCACGUCAGAGUCGGGGACCUGGUGUUCACGGUGCCCGACCAGAGGUUCAAUCAGAGGUGGUUCGAGGUGGUAUCUGAGGCGGACUCUCCGGUCCAGAUCGAACGGGACUCCGGACGGUUGUACCUGGCGCGCAGUCUGCGGGAGCCGGCCGAGGUGGUGGUGAAGAUUCAAAACCUACGAGGUGAUGAGUGGUACCUGUGCAGGUUGACUCUGAGCAUGCCCAGUCAGGCUGACCUGCAGUGGGCCAUGUUUCCUUCACCUUACCUGGGAGCCAUCGGUCCUGAUGCUACACCUGGCUCCGUCGUGUACCGGCUGUUGGCACGGCAACGAGACGGGUCGCUGGGUCAAGCCCACUUUGUCCUACUAGAUGGUGGUGAGGACUGUUUUGAGGUGGACCGUCGUUCUGGGGACAUCAGAACCACCGGGCGACCUCUGACCCCCAGUAAGGAGUACCGGCUGCGGGUGCAGGCGGUGGAUGGACUCGGUCGUAAAGGUCCACCAGGCUCUGUGUCAAUCCUCGCCGGCUUCCGACCACCACAGUUCACCAAUUCCACCUACAGCCUGAGCGUACCGGAGAACACACCUGUUGGCCAACCUGUUGCAGUGGUUCAAGCCAUCUCCUUCCAGAAGAAGAGUCUGUCCUACAUGCUGUUGGUGAAUCCUGGAAAUCUGUUCAGCAUCAACCAAGAGAGCGGCGCGCUCAGCCUCACCAGGACUGUCGACUAUGAGAGCGGUCACAACCUGCACACCCUGCAAGUCCGAUCCUCCGAACCCGACACCGGCCUGGCAGGCGUGGCAGAGGUGGUUGUCCAUAUAACAGAUGAGAAUGACUGCACGCCAGAGUUCCUCCACUCCAUCUACACCAGAGACAACAUACCUGAGAGCAUUGCACCUGGAACCUCACUGCUGCAAGUUCUGGCCCGAGACUGUGACUCCGGCGUGAACUCAGAGCUCUCUUACUUCGUACCAAGCGGUGACUUUGACAUCACAUCGGGAGGCGUGGUCAGCCCCGCCCGUCGCCUUGACUACGAGCGUCCCAAUCACAUCUAUGAGUUUGUGGUGGUUGCCGUGGACGCGGGGACACCGCCUCGCACCGGGACUGCAUCCAUCCGCAUCCGGGUCGCCAAUAGCAACGACGAGGCACCCGUCUUCUCCCAGAGCGUUUAUAAGACCUUCCUCAGUGAGGAUGCUGGUCCUGACACGCUGGUUGCCAUCGUCCAUGCCAAUGACCCAGACGGAGAUGCUGUCUCCUACGCCAUCACCGGCGGCAACGAGGACAGCAACUUCCUGUUGGACAACCAGAAAGGCAUCAUUAAGCUGCGGCGGAGUCCACCUCCCCGGCUAAGGGGGCCUCAGUACAUCCUUAACAUCACCGCCACAGACGAUAACGCAUCAGGUGGGCCGUACCCUCUCAGCAGCUCUGCUCAGGUCAUCGUGGGAAUCAACGACAUCAACAACAACAAGCCAGUGUUCCAGGAGUGUCAAAACUACAGUUUGAAUGCGGCGGUCUUGGAGAACCAGCCACCAGGGACGUUUGUCCUGCGCGUCCAGGCCCACGAUGCCGACAUGGGUGUCAACGGAGAGGUCAAAUACGGCAUCAUGCAUAGAGACGGAGUGUCGUCUGGGUUUGACAUUGAUCCUGACACUGGUGUGAUCACCACAACGGUGAGUUUUGACCGGGAGCAUCAGAGGGAGUUCACGCUGUCAGUGACGGCCACCGAUCAGGCCGAGGAGCCUCUCAUCGGAAUCUGUCAGAUCACAGUGCUGAUCUCAGAUCAGAACGACAAUGACCCCAAGUUUGAAAACAGCCGCUACCAGUAUUUCCUGAGGGAGGACACUCCAGUUGGAACUAGUUUCCUGAGAGCGGCGGCGCAUGAUGAUGACCAGGGAAGCAACGCAGCAAUCACCUAUUCACUGUCCAAUCAGAAGCCAGCAUACCUGCACAUCAACCCCAGCACUGGUUGGAUUUAUGUCAACCACCCCAUCUCACAGACAUCCAGGAUCAGUCAGCAGAUUGUGGCGUCAGAUGGAGGGAACCGUAGCAGCUCCGUGGAACUGACCGUCAUCAUCACCAACGUCCACAACCAGCCGCCACACUGGGAGCAGCCAGAGUACUGGGUCACGGUGCCGGAAAACACUGUCCGAGACGCCAAGAUAGUGACCGUCAAGGCAACGUCUCCACUCGGUGACCCCAGAGUGACCUACAACCUGGAGGAGGGUCAGGUGCCAGAAACCAACAUGCCGGUGCGCUUCUACAUCAAACCAAACCGGGCGGACGGCUCAGCAUCCAUCCUGGUGGCGGAGAACCUCGACUACGAGACAACUCGUUUCUUCACGCUCAGAGUGCGAGUGCAGAAUGUCGCUGCCGUGCCGCUCGCCUCCUUCACCACCGUUUACGUCAACGUGACGGACGUGAACGACAACGUCCCUUUCUUCCUGUCGUCCACCUACGAAGCGACGGUUCCUGAAGGAGCACAGAUCGGCACGUCGGUGGCUCAGGUGUCGGCCACAGACCUGGACUCUGGUUUACACGGAAUGAUCCACUAUGUGAUCCUGAAGGAUGAAAGUGGGGAUUCUCAGUUCUUCAGCAUCAACUCACGCAGCGGCGUCAUCAUCACCCAAGCCUCGUUUGACCGCGAGCAGAAAGCUUCUUACCUGAUCGAGGUGCAGUCGCAGGACGGCUCAGAGUCGGCUCGACCCGGCCAGCAAGGCCAACCAAACACAGACACAGCUUAUGUCAGGAUCUUUGUCACCGAUGUCAACGACAACGCCCCAGCCUUCGCCCAGCCGGUGUAUGAGGUGAGCGUGGAGGAAGACAAGGAGGUCGGCUUCGUUCUCAUCACCGUCACAGCCAACGAUGAGGAUGAAGGCGCCAACGCCAAACUGCGCUACCAGAUCACCUCAGGAAACACAAUGGGCACCUUUGACGUGGAGCCCGAGGUGGGCACCAUCUUUGUGGCUCAGCCGCUGGACUAUGAGAUGGAGCAGCGCUACGAGCUCCGGCUGGUCGCCUCUGAUGGAAAGUGGGAGAACGAGACGCUGGUGGUGGUUCACGUGGUCAACCGCAACGACGAGGCGCCUGUUUUCAGCCAGACAGAGUAUCAUGCAUCAGUGACGGAGGAGCUCACACAGCUUCCUGUGUUCAUCCUGGAGGUGUCGGCAACAGAUCCAGAUCAGGAAGCUGACCAAACUGCUCUCCGUUACUCCCUCCAUGGUCAAGGUGCUGGUGGCGAGUUCACCAUUGACGAGCGCACUGGGAGAAUCUACGCUCAACGCCGCCUGGACCGCGAGGAGCGCCCUGCCUGGAGAUUCCUCGUACUCGCCACAGACGAGGGAGGGGCAGGUCUCACAGGAUUUGCUGAUGUGCUGUUAGAAGUCCGAGACAUUAACGACAACGCUCCCUUCUUCCCGUGCCCGGCUCUGGAAGUAGACGGAUGUUUUGUCGGCCAAGUGCCUGAAAAUUCACCUGCCGACACCUCAGUCAUGGAGAUGCGUGCCAUGGACCUGGAUGACCCCAAUGAGGGGAAGAACGCCAUGCUCACCUACAGCAUCAUCAGGAACAUUCGCAACGAGAUCAACCUCAACCUGUUCUCCAUCAAUGCCACAACAGGGACCAUCUAUACAGUUCUACGUUCCCUGGACCGGGAGGUGGAGGACCGGUAUCUGGUGGUGGUGGAGGCCCGAGAUGGUGGGGGUUUGGCCGGGACAGGAACAGCUACCAUUAUGGUUUCAGAUGUCAAUGAUCAUCCACCUGUCUUCACUCAGAGGGUCUACACCACUCAGGUGACAGAGGACCUUGAAGUCAAUAGUGAGGUUCUUGUAGUUUCUGCCACAGACGGAGACGAGGGUGAGAACGCUGUGGUAACCUUCAGCAUCGUCGGUGGUGACGAGGACAGGAAGUUCUUCAUAGAGACGGACAAAGUGAAUCGACGUGGCGUGGUAAAACUUAAGAAGAAGGUCGACUUCGAGAAGCCUCAUGAGAGGACUUUCAAUCUGACCCUGAAGGCUGAAGAUGCUGAUUUUUUCAGCUUGGCCUACUGUCUCGUUCAGGUGGAAGACUCCAAUGAUCACGCUCCCGUAUUCUUCCCACAGUUCUAUGAGUCACCAGCCUUGUCUGAAGAUGUACCUGUGGGGACAAUUGUUGCUCAGGUUACAGCUUCUGAUCUGGACUCGGGCCAGAAUGGACGCUUUUCUUACAGUAUUUCCAAAGAGUCAGACCCCUACAGUCAGUUCCUAGUGGACCAGUCUGGCUGGGUGGUGGUGGCUGAUUCUCUGGACAGGGAGAAAAUCUCGCAGCACAGAAUCAUGGUCCUCGCAACAGAUGCUGGUAGUCCACCCCUUACUGGAACCUCCAUCGUCAUGGUGACUGUACUUGAUGUUAACGACAACGGCCCAGAGUUUGAGGUCCCCUAUAAGCCUGUUGUUUGGGAGAACAAAGCAGCACCAGAGGUGGUGCGAAUGAAUGAAACCUCCCUGCUCCUUCAUGCCACUGACCGCGACACCUCCACCAAUGGUGGCCCGUUCUCCAUACGGCUGCUUAUGCUCACCUCGGACGCCACCAACUUCAAUCUGACUGACUUCCGGAAUGGCAGUGCAGCCAUCACCGCCCUUCGCACUUUCGAUCGGGAACGCCAAAAGGAAUACUGCCUUCCAAUUCUCAUGAUUGAUAGCGGCUCUCCCCCAAUGAGCUCCACCAACACAUUAACAGUUGUCAUCGGCGACAGGAAUGACCACCCACACUCACCUGGACACACCAACUUUAUUGUCUACAGUUAUGAAGGCAUUCUCCCGACAACAGUGCUUGGACAAGUUCAAUCCCCCGACCUUGAUGACUGGAGUGAGAAAGUGUACCGGUUUGAAGGCAAAACUACCAGGUUGUUCAGUCUGAACCAGAGCUCAGGUCAGCUCAGUAUCAGGGAGGGAGCUCCUCCUGGCUCGUACCGCCUGAGGGUGCGCGUGUCCGAUCACAGUUGGCCAGACGUCACCUCCACCGCCCAGGUGGAUGUCACAGAGCUGCGGCAGGAAGCCUUGCAGCACGCUGCCUCCAUCCGCCUGACCAACUUGACAGUGGAGGAGUUUUUCAGCAGCAUGAGUGGAGGUGAGGAGAGUCGGUUCUAUCGUCUGGGCCGGAUGUUGGCUGAACUCCUUCAGACUUUGCCAGAAAAUGUCCAGAUCUUCUCUGUGGGUGAUGCUGGCCAGCCGGGUGAGAAGGCGCUCAAUGUUUGGUUCGCCGCCCAAGGCUCACCGUACUACAGGGCUGAGAAACUGCAUGGUUAUGUGGCAGCAAAUAAAGCCAAGCUGGAGGCCACGUUGGGUGUGUCCGUCUCCCAAGUGGGUGUGGAUGACUGUCCCUACACAGACUGCAGUCAGUCCGGAGGCUGCAGCAACGAGGUUUCAUUCAGCCAGGCGCCGGUGGCUCUCAGCUCUGGUAACAUCUCUCUAGUGUCGCUGUCGGCUUCCUCCGUUGCUCGAUGUGGCUGCAAGGGCAGAGAGGCGAUUCACCUGCCCUGCUCCUCCUACCCCGUCAACCCCUGCCUCAAUGGGGGCACCUGCCAGGACGGGCCGCUGGGCUACCGAUGUCAGUGUCCUCCUAUGUUCGAUGGUCCCGAGUGCCAGCAGACCAAACUCAGCUUUGGCGGACAGGGCUAUGCAUGGUUCCCUCCCAUCAUGCCUUGCUUCCAGAGCCACAUCUCCCUGGAGUUCUUGGCUGAGUCGUCCAAUGGGCUGCUCCUCUACAACGGACCGCUCGGUCCCGUCCAGUCUGGGGAGCAGGAGGACUUCAUCGCAAUAGAGUUGAGAAACGGGGUUCCAGCUCUGAGUAUAAACCAUGGAUCAGGAACACUGACCCUGCAGCUCCCACCCAAAUCCACCGUCACUGACCGGCGUUGGCAUCGCAUUGACAUCAUCAGUGAUGGAAAGGCCAUUCAGCUGAUCCUGGACCAGUGUGGAGGAGUGGCAGUGAAUGAGUUGGAGGGUGUCGGAGGAGAGGUUCAGGAUAUAGACCAGUCCGGCUGCAGAGCUGCAGGAGAGACACCUGGGAACCAGCGGUAUCUGAAUGUUUUCCAGCCUCUUCAGUUGGGAGGUGUGAAAGACGUGUCUCCUCUCCGCCGUUACCGCGGUUUCACCGGCUGCAUCCGCAACCUGGUGGUCGACAGUCAGGUGUACGAUCUGGCGUCUCCAGGUGAGAGUGUAGACAGCACCCCAGGGUGCAGGCUCACAGACGGGGUGUGUGUGACGGCAGCCGGUCCCUCUUGUGGUCUUCACGCCUCCUGCCUCGCCGACUGGGGCUCCUUCAGCUGCGAGUGUCACGCAGGAUACACUGGACACAAGUGUGACAGGGCCGUCCCAGAGUUCUCCUUCGACUCGGGCAGCGUGGUGCGUUUUCAGCUCAGAGGAGGCGGCAGCUCUCGACGCACCAACAUCCAGCUGCUCCUUCGAACCAGAGCCACCUCGGGCACUUUGCUCUCUGUGGCAUCGCGGGAGGCGAGCGAGUACAUCAUCCUGGAGAUCGUAGAGGGUCACAUCUCAGUGAGUGCCAACCUGGGUGAUGCUGCCCACGCUCUGCGGCUGCCUGGCCAGCGGGUAGACAUCGGGCAGUGGGUCCUGGUUAGCCUCAGUCGCCAUGACAACAUGUUCACCCUGAGGCUAGAGCAGGGCGGAGGCUCACGGGAGGUCCAGGCCCAGCUGGGGAGCCGCAGGGAGAUCAUGGUUCACCCGUCCAGCCUGAUGGUUGGCAACGGACUAAGCGCCGGAGACAAGGCUGAUUUUCAAGGUUGUCUGCGGGACCUCCGUUUUAACGGUCAGGUCCUUCCUCUGGACGGGCAGAGCCGGGACCUGGUGACAGUCCUGGAGAGGCGAGGCGUCACCUCAGGGUGCUCCAGCGACGCCUGCAGCAGCCAACCCUGCCGCAGCCCACUGCGCUGUGUCGACCUGUGGAGGAAACACCAGUGCAAGUGUCCCGGCGGUCAGGUGACGGUGACGGACGAUUCGGGUCGGCAGCGUUGUGUGCCGUCACCCUGCGGACCUUCUUCCUGCCGUAACGGCGGCGUCUGCCAGGCACUUUCACCCGACAGCUACCGGUGCCGGUGUCAGGAGGGUUUCAGGGGUCAGCGCUGCGAGCUGGGGCAGCUCAAAGGUCACCGGCUGGCUGCCCUCAGCCCCAGCUCCAUCCUGGCCAUCAGCAUGUGUCUGCUCGUCUUCUUCGCGGUGCUGGUGGCGGUGACGGUGUGGAACCAGAAAGGCAGCCGAAACAAGUUCAGGAAGCGAGGAGUUUACCACAUCCCAGCUGAGCACGAGAGCUGGGAGGACAUCCGUGAAAACAUCCUCAACUACAACGAAGAGGGAGGGGGAGAGCAGGACCAGAAUGGUUAUGAUAUCACAGAGCUGAAGCGUCCUCUCUGCUCCAGUUUGUCUCAGUCGUCCUCCUGCACCACCGCUCCGCUCAUCAAAUCCUCCCCAGGCUCCCAGGAGGAGGUUCAUCCGUCCGGUUCCUCCUGCAGCUCCGGCGCUCCCUAUCUCAGCAUCCCACAUCACCAUCACCACCAGCACCAGCACCAGCACUUCCCCAAUGCCAACUACAACAGCGACGCAACCUACGCCAACUACUCCGCUCACGUGGGCAGAGACGUGGACGCCAGCAGCUACGUUGACCCCCCGUCUGGGUCGCGCUCCCACGUGGACUUUAAAAGCUAUGUGGCACGAAUCAUUUGGGAGGCGGACAACGACAGCGAGGCUUUGCCGCCAGAUGCCUACCACGUCUGGUGUGUGGAAGGCUCGGGGUCUUCAGCAGGAAGCCUCAGCUCGCUGGGGUCGGCUGCGUCCCGUAGAAACAUCGCCACCGGCCCUGGCGACAAAGAGGAGGAGGAGGAGGAAGACGACGAUGAAGGGGGGUUUGUUUGUGACAGGCUGUCCCGGUGGGGCCCAAAGUUCCAGGCUCUGAGCGAGAUGUACGACCGGCCACAGCUGGCCCUCUCAUACAGGGACGCGAUGGCCUACAUACAGAGGAGCCACAGCCAUGAACCCCUGCCUCAUCACCACUAGGGGGCGCUACACAGCCCCAACCACACACAUGUACAGUGUUUAUACGAAGGGGAAAGGGACUGAGUGCUGCGCUCACGUCAAAUGUAAAAACAGAAACAGCAAAAUAGAUAUGUUGGGUAUCAGUCUUUAAUGAUAAGAUCACUCCUAUUAAGUAUGAUAUUAAAUAUUAGUUUUAAUGAUUGCAGUGAUACAGCAGUGAACUCUGUUCUACUGUUAGACAUAUAAAUUUGAAUUUAUUUAUUUGUCCUCAACAAGUUAAUUAAAAAUCUGUCCUAAAUUGUGAAAGUUGGAUCUUUUAAAAUUCCUUUAGUGUGAACAUUCAUGGAUUUACAGACUUGUUUGCUGUAAAUCAUCACAGAUUGUAGAUUCCUAAAAGUCAAAUUUUGGCUUAAAAAAAUAUAUUAAGUGAUAAAAGAAGCAAGAGAGGCAAAGUUUGGUUUCUCAUUUGAUCAAUUCUUCAAAGCAUUUCUUCAAGGAAAUUUUAGAUGUUAACAUGCAAAAAUGCAAAAUGUUGCCAGUGGUUUAGUCAAAAAGAAGAUUAUCUUCAAAGACUAUUCCAUUCUAGUGUUUUGAAUGUUAUACAAAAUUUGGUGCAACAAAGCUAAAUCAGAAUAUGUCAGAAAUGUGUAAAUCCAAGUCCACGUACAGCUUUCAAAAUGGAUCCAGUCAGUUUCAGCAAGUGAAAACUUUUGUGUAGGCGCAAACAGGACCUUGAAAUCUGAUUGGUUGCUCCGGAUAUCAACUCAGAAUCCUCAGUUAUGAUUGGCUACUGGCCUUUUAAAAGCUGGACCAGCUGAACAGUCUGUAAACCUGUGAUCACUCAGUUAUGAGGAGCAACCGGGAAACCACAGCAGAGAAAUGCUAAUGUGAGUAAAACCAAGCCAAACUGCUGAACCUCACAGAUGUUCAUGUCAUUAAUUUCAACUCUGACUCCAGGUUUAGUUUAAUAUGUAGAAUAAUGACCUAUAUUCAGGUGAAAGGCUCAUUGGCAGUGUUUUCAUUUGUUCUCAGUGACCUUUUAGAGUUCUCCUUUGUUGCAUAUUAAUUAAUUUCAAAAGCUUUUCAUCCAUUUUGAAUGUAAGUUAGUUAGUUUACUAUUGGACGUUUUUGGUUUUGCUGUUGUAAAAUCACCAAUACAGAAGGACGACAUAGCUUCCAUUCACUAUAGUAAUUCUCAGUAUCCUUGUAUCACUGUAUGCAGCUUUUUUGAUGCUAAAUAACGAAUUCAGAACAGACUCAAACCAAAAAUCAUUUUGUCUUACACCUUCAGUAAAUCAGAUGUGACGUGAACACAGCAGCUCUGCUCCCUUGUGUAGGUCAAUGGCAGCAGAGACGCUUUCAGGGCCAGAGGUUCAUCAUGUGAUCCUCAUGUUUCUUCGUGCAGAAAACAAGAUACAGGAUGGAGACAUUAGAGGUCUGAGCUGUGGUUCAGAAGCUUAAAGUAAAAAAAAAAAAAAAAAAGCACAGAGAAAACUGGUUCAUUUACCAGCUUCACAGGAGUAUGUCACAUGACUUUAUUUUUUCGCUUUUAUUUCUUUCUUUAAAGCUGUUCAGUGUGCUGUAUUUAUUUGUGGGUAGUUUGUGGGUCGCUGAAUUUUGUUCUUGGAAAAUGGGUACUUUCAGGGUCAAAAGUUUUUAUUUUCUGGAGGAAGAUUGCCAUCAAAUUAUGUCAGAAAUGUUCGGGGAGAGGCGCGGUGUGUGUGCUAAAGAAUUAUUGUGGUUCAUGUAAAAACACCAACGACAUUAAGGCCUUGAUGUUGAAGUCUUACAAAGGGAACUCAAAAUUCUUCUUUAAGGGCAUUUUAAUGUAGCAUUUCAAUCCUUUUAUCUCCGCCCCAACAAUUUAACUCUGGCCCUACCACGCAACCCAAGAUCUGCAAACAACAAACUCAAUCUCACAAAGAAAUGUUCCCAAGGACAAACUUUUUUCUUUUUUUUCUUCUCGAACCGUCUCUCUUUUAUUUUGUAAAGAAACAUCUAUUGGCCUCCCUGCUUUCUGUAGUUCCACACAUUAUCCAGAUCUCUGAAAAGAUCAAGCUUGUAAUUUCUCUUUUCUACCUUCUUGUUGCACUACCGGAUGAUUCAAAGUCCACAGAUGGGACCGAGGAUCCAUCUGACCGUAGAAAGACUUAAAAAAAAAGUUGACAAAUUGAAGCCUUGUUGGCUGACCAGGUGAAACACUUUUUUACCCCGCAGUGUUUCCACCAUAUAAAAUCAGCUUUGCUGGUAUCCUUUCAGAUGAGAAAAUUAUUUUUGUACUCCCUGGUAGAAAGAUCCCAGAAGCUCUUUUGAACUUGCAGUUGGUUGUGCACUGUGUUUUAGAGCUGGGUGGCGUAUUGCUUUUUUUUUUUUUUUUGAAGAGUUGGUCAGAGGAACCACCUGUAGUGGUAAGAUUAAGUUGUGUCUGUGUUUGGAAAGAGAUAUGGCAGCAAGAGAGACAGAAUCUUAAUGACAUUCAUGUAUUCACAUGGCUUGGAAGGUAGUGUAAUGUUAGACCUGUUCAUCCAGCCAUCUUUUACUAUUACAGGUUAGUAAGGGUCAAAUUUGUACCAAACUUAAAUAACCCCUUUCUGCUGUUUUGCUCCCCAUUUUGACCGGAUUUUAAAUCUAUUUAUUGCUUAAUAGCUCUGUGUUGUAGGAUCACAGAACUAUAGUUAGUGACUUAAUAUGAAGAAUACACUAGUAUCACUGAAUGCAAAAUCAUCACUUUAUCACAUAGUAAAUAUACUUUUUUUAAAUAUGAAAAAUGUUGUUAUGCAAUAAAUCUCCCAAAAUAUAAAUUGUUGUACUUUUUACUUUUACUGACCCACACUUUUGUUGCACAUGAGGCUAUUUUAGUUCUGCUAUUUUGCUUACAUAAAUAAAUAGAUAAGAGUAGCACAUAUACCCUCCUCAUUUUAUGUAUUUGUAGCUUAUAAAUUGAUUGUUUUACACACAGCAUCCAAACACCAGGGAGCGCUGCAGAGAGGGGUUAUUGACAAAACUUUCAGAAAAAGUAAAAAGUAAAUGUGUCUUAAUCAUCUACUUGUCCAGAUUUGAGUGCACAAGUUCAAAAUAACUGCAGAGCAAAGUUUGAGUAUAGAAAGUACAGUGAUCACACAAGCUGCUUUUCCACAAUAUUCAGAAUAAAAUCAAGUCAUUUUACACUAUGUAAGUCCGUGAAGCUUAAAGCAGCUGAUGAAAUUUUAUGGCACAUUGAGCUGCAUGAACUGUGGGCUCAGCUGUGGGCACUUAUUAAGAGGUCACUGUUUGGAACUUUAGUGCAAAUGUGUCCCACGGUUAGUGUGUGUAGACAUGCAGUGUAGUAGAUGCAGUGUACUUUCUCACAGUUAGCAGAACAUUGUUCAAAGACAUCAGUAAAAAUUUGCUACAAAACAAAGUCAUAUUGCAGUUUUUUUCCAUUGUCUUAAAACAUUAGUGAGGUUCCAGUGUUGUUCUUGUAUAUUGACCCUGACAAGAGUUGCUAUAAAUCAGUUUCUUGGGUCAAAACAUAUACCAAAGUUUGUCUAAAGUUCUUGAAUUUGAAAACACAUGAGCUUGAGCUUAGUUCAUGAGCUUCGUUCAGAUAAACUGUGGAAUGUAUGUUUGCAUAGAAUCAGGGCUCUGGAUUGUGUUCCCCAUUAUUUCCAGUUCAGCAUGAACAGGAUGAAAAAUGACAACAAGCAAAUCCUGUUUCAGUAUGACUUUUUUGUAUUAAAAUUAUGUAGCUGACUUUUUUUUAUUAUUAUUAUUUUUUGAGAAAUUCAAGUUUUAAAAAUUCACAUGCUCAAAUUGAAUGGGGUCAAUUCAUAUCCAAACUUUAAGUGAAAACUUCAAAUUACACCACAUCCACCCCUGAGAUUACAGGAAGAUGGCCCACUGGUAGUUAACAACCACACUCUACUGAGUUUAUUAGGUCUUUUAUUUGCUUUUUGUAUUUUGUUGUUUAAAAUUAAUUAACUGAUAAUACCAUAGUAAACCUUGCUUAAAAUUCUGUGGAAAUUAUAUGAUCACAUUGAAAAAAAGCAAUCUAAACAAGAUCAGUAUUUAAUCACAAUUUCUUUUACCAGAUUCUAGCUUCUGAACUUGAUUUAUUCAGUCUGAAAUAUUGAAAACACAUUUUUGAAAUUUUAAAAUCUUUAAUUUUUGAUUCUGUGUUUUAAAACAUUUACAAAAUUUUGAAAGGUUUGAAAUGAGAAAUAAAAAAUUCGGACACAUAAUUGCAGCGCAAAAAAAUGGCUUAACUAUUUACUUUCAUGUUUCAUGCUCACUUUAGAAAUGUGUUUUUUAAAGUGACAUUUGAUGUCACCAUCACUACAUCAACACAGUUUGCAUGUAACUGAUACAAACUCGAGCCAACUAGAUAUAAUCAGUAUGAGGGACAUGGACCAAAGUUUUUCUGUUCUCACAAACCUGCUCUGCGCACUCUCAAAUCCCAACUUGAAGAUUGAUUACCUCAUAAAUUUAUUUUGUCAUCACUUAAUAGUCUCUUCAUUACUCUGCUUCAAUAAAUUCAGUCGUUUGUUUAUGCCACAAGUCAUUGGUAUCGCCUGCAUUAAAGAAUUUAUGAUUUGCAGGAACUUCCUCUCUAAAGGUGAAAUGAGGACCAAAAAUUGGUUAGACGUCUGUUGUGGGAUCAGUUGGACACCAGCUUUUCCUUCUACCACUCUUCACACAGCCAAAUGUUUCUUUGAUUUAAUUUUUUAUUAAAGAAAGGAGAAACAGCAGUUAGUUCAGUGGUGGCUGCAGACUUUAACCAGCAUCGUGUCUGAUGGUUGUUUCCCAGCCUAUACCUCUCAGCUACGUAUGUUGUCAUUUACACCGCCUGUUGAAUGUAGUUUUCUAAGGAGAGAGUGAGGAGGAGGAGGAGGAGGAGGAGGAGGAGGAGGCCGAUGGAGGGAGUCUGAGCAAGCAAAGAGUACAAUCAUAGAAAAAUUUAUUUAUUUCAAGCUCCAACUUGAUGAAAAACAUUUCAUUCAUACAUGCGUAAGUCAAUCUUCAGCCAACAAAGUGGCAACACAAAUGAUCCAGAUGUUUUGAAGGUUUUCGAGGCAUGAUUCUCUCCAAGUAUUUUUCAUUUUUCAAAAAGUCAGAAUAUUUGCAGCUAAUACUCUGAGAUUUUACAUUGGUAGCAGAUUGUAAGAUAUUUUACUGUCAGAUAGUGGUACACUUUUUAUUUCUCCGGGAAAAAAGAAGAGAAGAAGAGAGCCCUGAUAGAAUUGUACUCAAAGCUAUGCAUCCAAAUGAAAUAACACAGGUGUCUUUUCUCUAAACUGAUGUGAAGCUCCAGAUGUUGUCUGAGUUUUGACCUGUGCUGUGUGCGACAUCUGUUGAUGUUUGUUGUAAAUCCGGUGUUUUUAAGACGGUGAAAUACGCGUGUGAACUUGUUGUUGAAUUCACAUGCAUUUAUUAGACUGAUAGUUUGAAGUGUCAUUCAGCGCUGAGCCGUGCUGAUCUGUAUAAUAAAAUGUACAUAUGGACGUUUUAUAGCAGCCUAACAUGGAAUAUUCCUUUUGUAUAUGACUUUUAAUAAAAAGGCUUUUCCCCAGAAA